Fusarium mangiferae is the source of this 696-nucleotide messenger RNA. RefSeq lists its product as uncharacterized. The coding region runs from base 1 to 696 and encodes 231 amino acids. The record is from RefSeq and is a predicted model, not a curated record. The transcript has a single exon. NCBI's taxonomy places the organism in Eukaryota, Fungi, Ascomycota, Sordariomycetes, Hypocreales, Nectriaceae.
AUGCGUUACCUCGCCACCCUUACUACUCUGGCUGCUGUUCUUUUCAGCACUUCUACUGCCAAUCCUCUUAUGCCCCGAGCCGACACUUGGGGUGGCUCUGUCUCUCUCGGCCCUACCAAGUCGACCAUCGUCAAGGCCGUCACUACCCUUAUUCCUGGCGUCGCGCCAUCCACCCAAAACGGCAUGCUUUUUGUAUGGCCAGGAAUGUCUAAUGGCACUGGACACCUUGUUCAGACGACCCUCGAGUCCUGGCCUGACAACUCCUGGUGUGGAGCCAAGAAAGGCGAAUGGUGCGUCCGCGCCUCACUUUUUGGAUCAUUUGGCCAGCUUGACGGCCCAGCCAGCCCAGUACGUGGCGACCAGAAAGUCAAGAUCGCGUACACCCUCCUUUCGGAUAACGAUACCUGGCGCCAGGAUGUCACCGAUGCCGACACUGGCAAGCAACUGAGCACCUUCGAAUACAAGUCCGGUCCCUAUAUGCGUGGUUAUGGAACUGGUACUGAGUGCAACAACAACUGCAGUCCUACCGUGGCCGAGCAGAGGUACAUCAAUACUGAGAUCACGCUCGCCGGUGCUGAUACUAGCUUCGGUAAGACUAUUGCCACUGCUCAGGGUGCUACCUACUCUGGUCUUACUAGCACCGACGGGGGCAAAGUUUGGAAGAUUAGCGAAAUCCGAGUUCCUAAAAUGGCUUAA